CAUUGGACUUUAGUCAUUGUAAUUCAAAAUGUUCAACAUUAAACAAUUAGCCACUCACCUGUAUCGCCAGUACGAACUGAUCACGUGCAUCAACAUGCUAGAGCCAUGGGAGAGGAAGCUAAUCAAUGGUUUCUUCCUGGUAGUGCUGGCACUGGUGUUCUUCUCCAGCUGCUGGUAUCUACCCAACUAUAUGCAAACCCUAAUGGAGUUCAUCAGUCCCCUUGCUUGGUCUAGUCAGUCCGGAAACGCCGCCUAUGUGGCACAGAAAAUGGGUACAAGCUGAGCUUCCACCCAUCUACGGCCGUAACAAACCCAAACACUAAUACUCCCCAAUUGAAAGACAACUAGAAUUUAAAGAAAAUGUUAUUGUGAUUUAUUUUGACUGGUCCAGAAUCUGUAAAUACUUAAUUGUGCCAAACCAAAUUCUUUUAACCCACUG
Messenger RNA from Drosophila persimilis, 439 nucleotides. Its product is annotated as serine palmitoyltransferase small subunit B. The record is from RefSeq and is a predicted model, not a curated record. Lineage: Eukaryota; Metazoa; Arthropoda; Insecta; Diptera; Drosophilidae. Bases 29 to 283 code for a protein of 84 amino acids. The transcript is spliced from 2 exons.